UGGAUUUGGACUGCGACUGACAGCUCUAUCAGCUGACUGUCAUUUUUUUCUAUUUUCAGGUUAUUUUGUGAGUGCAAAUUACGCAAAAUUGCGGUUUGUUUACAAACCGCGAUGCGUGGCCUGACGUUCAGCGUUCUUCGACGGUGCCGCACGGGCCUGUGGCGUCCGGCAUCCCGCGCGCUAUGCUCGCAGCCUAAGCCUGCAGCCGGUGCCUUGCCUGUUCCAGAUCCAAAGCUAAUAGAAGUACACUCAUCAUGGCCAUCGGAUGAGCAGCUAGAGCUCCGAUCGGCGACCAUUCAGGGCAUGCAGGUGUUUCCAGACUUCGUCACAGAGGCGGAGGAGGGGAUGCUGCUCGCUGAGCUGGAACCCAUGCUCAAGAGGAUCAGAUAUGAGUUUGACCAUUGGGAUAAUGCGAUCAUAGGCUUCCGCGAAACGGAACGUAGUUCAUGGACCCCGACCAACGAAGCUGUCAUUUCGCGUAUGCGCAGCGUUUUCCCUCGAACUGGGAUGGACUCGGAACUCUUACCCGCUACCCAUGUGCUAGACUUGGCCGCGGCGGGACAUAUCAAGCCUCAUAUUGACGCGGUUCGGUUCUGCGGUGGGGUGAUAGCGGGUCUGUGCCUCCUCUCUGACGCUGUGAUGCGCCUGCAACACGAGACCCACAAGCAUCUCGGUCUGGACGCCUUGCUGCAACGGCGGGCGCUGUAUAUCAUGAGUGGAGUGUCUCGCUACGAAUACACGCACGCAGUCCUAGGAGGCGAGGAGAGUGUCUGGCGCGGGGAGGAGGUGCCGCGGCGUCGGCGAGUCGCCGUCAUACUGCGGAGCCGGCCCCGGCCGGACCGGAACUGACAACCCUAGCCCUUAUGACAACUGUCGGCAGGGACGUAGCUAGAGGAUAUGGCGCCCGGGGCAGUCACCAAAUUUGCGCCCCCUGACGACUGACAAAAGUUUCCCUGCUGCUGCCUUUUGCCCAUUUUAGCGCCCCCUACUUGGAUGGCGCCCGGGGCACUUGCCCCCCCUAGCUACGCCACCGAGUCUGUCGACUACACAGAAGUUCACAUACUGGUGACUGGUGACAGCCCUAGUUAUGAUCCCGGCCUUGGAGGAUAUAACCAAAUGGAGACGCCUUGUCUGUAAUUUUAUGUACAAAACAGUCGAUUUUUGCGGGGGAGGGGCACGUCAAAUGUAUACGUAACGUAAAAAUAGCCAUGUCAAAUUAACGUCGGUCAAUACAAUGUGUAUAACCAUUGGUCAUAGAGUUUUUGACAGAGGGGAACGCCUGUUAACGUUUUGGACGCCGAUGACGGAUAUAUCGGCACCGCAGGUCCAACGCCAAAUACCGAUUAAUCCGUCCCAGACCACAGAGCAACAUAGACCUACGCGCAUGUGCAUAAAGUUCAAUUUCAGUUUUAACACUUCGGUGACGUGGCGUCACGAGUGACAGCUUUUGUGUUUGACACGGCGUCGAAAAGGUUAAUGGCUACUCCGCUUGGUUAUAUUCUCCAAUAUCCCGGCCGUGGAAACUUUUGAAUGAAUAUAUUAUUCUGUGCUUAUAAGAUGGCUUUCAUAUACGUUUGACUUUUAACCUUAUUGUAUAGGUAUAGCUGAACCCAUUGACCGCCUCAGUCUGACACAACUGACAAGGGUUACAGUAUAAAGUGAACCUUAACCUUUUCGAUGCCGCGCGCCGUGUCAAACACAAAAGCUGUCACUCGGACGCCACGUCACCGAAGUGUCAAAACUGAAAUUGAACUUUAUGCACAUGCACGUAGGUCUAUGUUGCUCUGUGGUCUGUGACGGAUUAAUCCGUCUUUGGCGUUGGACCUGCUGUGCCAAUAUAUCGGUCAUUGGCGAAAAAGGUUAAUGUAAUCUAAUAAAGUUUACCAUUCAUUACCUACGCCCAACGUGUUAUAUAAAAACCGGCCAAGUGCGAGUCGGACUCGCGCACGAAGGGUUCCGUACAUUUACGCAAAAAAAUCACCUUUGUUGUAUGGGAGCCCCACUUUAAUAUUUAUUUUAUUCUGUUUUUAGUAUUUGUAGUUAUAGCGGCAACAGAAAUACAUCUGUGAAAAUUUCAACUGUCUAGCUAUCACGGUUCAUGAGAUACAGCCUGGUCACAGACAGACGCACAGUAGAGUCUUAGUAAUAGGGUCCUGUUUUUACCCUUUGGGUACGGAACCCUAAAAAAGUCGCAGCGGUCAAAAGGUUGUAAACUGACCAAUGCAAUACCUGACCAUUGAAUAGGUAAUGUAGCCAGCUAGUAUUUAAAGUAUUAGUUUCCUAUUUUUAUAAAUGACAGUAUUGCGUGAUUUAGAGAACUAUGAACCAUUUAUUUAUUGUUAUUAUUUUUGAGAAUGUUAAAUAAAACAAGCAUUAA
Messenger RNA from Cydia strobilella, 2377 nucleotides. RefSeq names its product alpha-ketoglutarate-dependent dioxygenase alkB homolog 7, mitochondrial. The transcript has 5 exons. Gene Ontology annotation, biological process: fatty acid metabolic process; DNA damage response. Lineage: Eukaryota; Metazoa; Arthropoda; Insecta; Lepidoptera; Tortricidae. Gene Ontology annotation, cellular component: mitochondrial matrix. Bases 112 to 849 code for a protein of 245 amino acids. The record is from RefSeq and is a predicted model, not a curated record.